This is a messenger RNA of Penaeus vannamei (Pacific white shrimp), 535 nucleotides long. The record is from RefSeq and is a predicted model, not a curated record. NCBI's taxonomy places the organism in Eukaryota, Metazoa, Arthropoda, Malacostraca, Decapoda, Penaeidae.
AUGAGAUCUUCUGAUACAAAUGAAGAUGAUUUCUGGUUAGUGCAGUACCAGCGUCUUUUGGCCAUGAAGCCUGCAGGAUUGGCAGAAGCAGAAGAGCAACUUGAACCUAAGGUUCGAGCUGUCCUUCAGGGGCUCAUGCUGCAGAUCUCAUUCCAGUCUUUGCCCUGUGCAGCGCGUGCUCUACAGAUCCACUUGGCAGCAUCAAAACUGGGACCACAGAAACCAUCUGCUCCUUCUGAAGAGGACAUGCCUUGUGAGCCAUCAGCACCAGAUAUGGAAUCUGAUGAAGAUGCCCCUUCAGCCCCAGCACUAGAAGACCUUGGUGAAGGAGCAUCAGCCCCUCCAUUAGAAGAUCAAUAUGUGGAAGCCGAAUGUGUAAUUUGUCUUGAUUCUGGCUGUGAGGUUGUGUUUCUGCCCUGUGGCCAUGUGUGUGCCUGUAGUAAAUGCUGCACAACUCUUGCAGUUUGUCCAAUGUGCAGGUCACCUGUUAUCAGCAAGAUUUUACUUACGUAUUAGAUGUUUACAAAGUCUAUUA